This is a messenger RNA of Solenopsis invicta (red fire ant), 3591 nucleotides long. RefSeq names its product probable cytochrome P450 49a1. Gene Ontology annotation, molecular function: monooxygenase activity; heme binding; iron ion binding. Lineage: Eukaryota; Metazoa; Arthropoda; Insecta; Hymenoptera; Formicidae. The coding region runs from base 1255 to 2835 and encodes 526 amino acids. The record is from RefSeq and is a predicted model, not a curated record. The transcript is spliced from 8 exons.
GACUACAAAAAUAAUUUUUUUGUAUUAUACGGAAAUAAAUUAAAAUAAAUUUUCUAUUCUCAAAAAUUAUAUUAAUAUAAAAAAAAUAAGUUGCUAGUUUUAUCUUUGUGAUUCAUCAAAUGUUUACCAAUUUAUUUGUUAUGCCUCUUGACGAACCUUUAAGAACAACGGAUGUUAAAAACAUUAAAGGUCGAAAAACAAAUCGUCAGUCAUAAGCUAACUUUCGUUUAUUGUACAAGGAAGUUUUACGUCGAAAGGAACAUUGGUCGCUUGAAUCUUGAAUCUGUAGAAGAAAAAACGAACGAAGGAUAUAUUCGUAUAAUAAAAUUACUCAAUUUGUUUAAAUUCUUUAAUUUUUGACAUUGAGGUGCAAUAUAUAUAUUUUCUUUCUGACAGUGCAUUUUCAAAUACCAUAAUACAAGCGACAGAUAACUUUACACCAAUAACGGUAUGUAUUUCUUUUCUGUGGACUAUUGUUAAAUCAAAAUACAUGCAACAAUUAAUUAAAGAUAUUUGCGGAUUUAUUUUGUAACAAUAUUUUAUUAUUAAUAAUCUUUAUAAAAUACUUUGAUCAAAAUUAUCUCAUAAAUUUAUAAAUAUUGCAUAUGUUUAGUUAGGAAUGAGUAUGAUAAAAAUAUAUAAAACUUUAAAUACAUAUUUGAUUAAAAUUGUUUUCUUAUUGUUAAGAUCAUAUCAUAAUUUUAUAUCGAUUAGUGUAAAAAGAAAUAUAAAAAUAAUCUCAAUUCAUCGAGUCGACAAUAAAUGAAACAUUUGAUGAAUCAGACAGUUUAUAAAACAAGUUAUUUACUUUGUGUGUGUGUGUGUAUGUGUAUGUCUGCGUGAAUAAAAUUGUUAUAUUUAUUAUAAUAGAAGUAAAAAAAUUUUAUAUAUUAUAAUUUGUAUUAUUAAGAAGUAGAUCGUGGAAUAGUUAAUUUCUUAUACAAAAAUAAAACGUUGAUCUUGUUUCUUGAUUUUUGAAAAACAUAAUGUACAUAUCACAAAACAUUUGAUGGUGAGUAAUUUUUGCCUCAAAGUUAUGACUUUGCUUUUCUAUUAAUUUAAAUAAAUAUUUCGAGUUAUACAUUUAUUGAGUGAUAUAUAUUUUAUUGUAAAAGUACCAAUGUUAUAACUAAUCAUACGUAAAUAUUUAAAAAAUUAUUUGAAAUAAUAAUUAAAAAUUGUUUCAGUUUUAUUGUGUUUCAAACAAGUAAAUAUUGAUACAAUUCUAGAAAGUAAAAAAACAUUCUAUCAAACAUGACGCUAAUGCCAAAAAUUUUUACUCAAAUUGAUGUGCGUUUGCCGAAAAUCGAGCAAAUUUGCAUAAGAUCAUUUAGAAAUUAUCCGACGGAAUAUAACACAAGGAAAAUGGAUAAAAAAAUGCCAUACCCGCGGCCGACCAAAGAUAUUCCUGGUCCAAAAGCAUUGCCUCUGAUUGGCAAUCAUUUUAGAUUUAUGCCUUUCAUAGGUGAAUAUUAUAACGUGAAUGUACUGACACUAAUGCGGAUGCUGCGUAAUAAAUACGGCAAUAUUGUUAAAUUAGACGGCUUAACACAAGUACAACCACAAAUCUUUUUAUUUUGUCCGGAAUUAUACAAGGAUAUGUAUCAGUGUCAAGGUAAAAUGCCAAUGCGAAUAGCUAUGGAGCCCUUGCAUCGCUAUCGCAUAAACAGAGAAAAUAUUUAUGGCAAACAGUAUGGUCUCGUAACAAGUCAAGGAGAAUUGUGGCAAGCGUUUCGAUCAAUAGUCAAUAAGCAAAUGAUGCAACUGCAAGUAAUCAAAUCGUAUGUUAUACCAAUCCAGGCGAUAGUCAGCGAGUUCGUAGAGACUUUACGAGUAUUGCGAGAUCCCAAAACUUUGCAAUUGCCAAAUGACUUCAUGAACGAAUUGCAUAAGUGGAGUUUAGAAUCAAUGUGUUCAAUUGCAUUGAAUUCUCGUCUGGGAUGCUUAAAGCCUAAUCUUGUCGAAAAUUCGGAACCACAAAUAAUGAUUAAUUGCGUAAGGGAAAUGUUCGACCUUAUAUACCGUUUAGAAAAUGUGCCAUCUCUAUGGAAACCGACCAAUACGAAGAAUUUCGAAAAACUGUGCGAAACGUUGGAUACAAUUAACGCAAUUUCCGAGAGAUAUAUUGAAUAUGCUAAGACGAAAUUUAAGACAGUAGAAAAUACAAAUCUAAAAGAUUGUAGCGUACUGAAGGGACUCUUGUGUGUCAAUAAACAAGUAGCUCAUGUAAUGGCUUUGGAUAUAAUAAUGAGCACUGAUACGAUCAGCAAUGCGGCUGGCGCUUUACUAUAUUAUAUCGCAAAUAAUGUGGAGAAACAGGAAAAAUUGCGAGAAGAAGUAAUGUCUGUGCUACCUAACAAAACAACGCCUAUUACAUAUAAUACGCUUCAGCAUGUACGAUAUACUAAAGCAUGUAUCAAAGAAUCCAUACGAUUGUUUCCUAUCGCUAGUGGCAUUCUAAGAACUAUGCAGAGAGAUGUUCUUAUAGGAGGAUACAUAAUACCAAAAGGAUCGAACGUUCUGGCUUGUCAUGGGCUGCUUUCGAUGGAUCCUAAGUAUUUUCCACGACCAGAGGAGUUUAUUCCCGAGAGGUGGUUACGGGAUAGACCCGAAUAUUCGUUAUACGGAAAAGUGCAUCCUUUUGUAUACAUGCCUUUCGGUUACGGCACUCGCACCUGUAUUGGACAAAGAUUUGCUGAGAUGAAUCUGCAAGUGUUGCUCUUGAAAAUCAUACGAAAUUUCCGGGUUGGAUGGCAUUAUGGAUCGCUUGAAUAUAAGAGUCAAAUUGUAAAUACGGUGACAUCGCCAUUACCAUUCAAACUCAUUGAUGUAUAGAUUAUACCAAAUCUUUUCAUAAUUUAGUUUCCGUUACCAUUUUAUAAAAUUCAUCAGGAUAUCGUGAAAACAUUGUUAGUACUGUUUUUUUGAAACAAUAUUUUAUCACAAACAUGUUGCAGGAAUAUAUUUUAUAUAUAUAUAUAUGAUGUAGUACAAACAGGAUGUCUGAGAUAUAACAUAUAUAAUAACCCAUCAAACGGAAAUGGAUUCAAAAUAUUUAAAAUGGAUGUUUAAAAAAAUCAAGAAUUUGGAUUCGGCAAUAACCACACAAAUCCAUUUUUAUAUUCAGGUAAAGUUUAAGAAUUAUUGAAUCUAUUUUAAUCCAUGAAAUAAGAUUGAAAUUACGGGAUUUCUAUUUUUUUCAAUCUAAAAAAGUUAUGCCGGCUAUAUGAUCCAUUUUAAUCCAUGAAACAUAAUCUAAAAGAAGUUUUCGCGGGUGUAUCUAAUUUAUUUUAAUUCAUGAUAUAGGAUUGAAAUGACAAUUAAUCGCUGUCUUUUAAUCCAAAAUAUAUUCAAAUGAAUUAAAAUGGAUUACAAAUUUUCAAUUCAUUUCCAUUUAUUGGGAAGUAUAAUGCCCCUCCUGGACAGAUAAAGCAGAUUAAAUUGAACAUAAAAGUCUUCUAUUUUUAGUUCUAUUAAAUUUUUAUUAAUUAAUAUUUCAUUAAUUAUUAAAAAAUUGUAAAAUAGUAGAAAGUUUUUCUAACCCACUUGUCCAUAAGAGGUAUUUUCACUUAUCAUUAGACAAUUUAUAUA